UGUGUGUCUAUGUGUGUGUUAGUUUAAUUUCUGCGAGCGCAAUGUGUUAUAAACGGACGGUUAUGUCAGCCGAACUGGGCCCAAGGCCACUGCUGGAAAAUGAGGGCUGAACAGAAAGUUGCACAGCUGUGUUUUCUUGACGUAUAUUUCACCGGUUAGGAUGGAGAAGUCCAUAUGAUUGAAAUGAUCAGUCAUUAUUUUUCUAAUUAACCUGCAGUUGAACAGAGACGAUUUAUCAGUCAAGUAAAAAUGUUUUAUUUGUGAUUUGUUAGGGUCAUUUAGAGGUUUCAACCUCUGAGGUUGAAGGAUUAUCUGCUCACUAAAUACAUACAUAUACUGGUUUACUUUAUCAGGCACAUUUAAAAACAAUUACGUUGUGGGACUCUUGAGCUUUUAUAAUUUAUCAUCAUCAUUAUUAUUAUUAUUUGGCCUUUAAAUGUCUGUCUGUCUGGUAUAGGCGUUGCUGUAUAGGGUAGAGGAUGGCACUAACAAUAAGACAGGAGGCAGAGCUGAAGGUGUGAGGAUUUUCAUUGGGACUGACCAGGAUGGACAGGAUUAAAAAAAGAGUACAUCAGAGGGACGGCUUAGGUUAAGUGGUUUAGAGACAAAGAGAUGAGGCUGAGAUGGUUUGGACAUAUGCAGAAGAGUGAUAGUGGAUAUACUGGCCAAAUUAUGUUGAAUGUGGAGCUGAACAGCGGAAGACCUCAGAGAAGAUUCUGAGGACAGAGAAGGAAGCCAUAGAAAGGGCUGAUGUGACAGAGGAGGAUACUAGGGACAGGGUGAGAUGGAGGCUGAUUAUCUGCUGUGGUGACCUCUAAAGGGAGCAGCUGAAAGAAGUCUGGUAUAGGCAAAGCUUCCUGUGGUCUAUUCAACAUGUCACAAUCCUAGGACAUGAAAUGUAUAAUUUUAUAAAACAAUAAAAAGCAGCAAAUCCUCCUCUUUGAGAAGCUGGAACCAAGUAAUAAAUAACGUAACAAAGCAUUGGGUGAUUUUUAUUUCAAAUAGUCAGGCAUUGUCAUAGUUUCCUUUUUUUGGGGGGGGGCUCUUAAGUAUUUCAGUAAUGAGUACCUCAAAUCAAUGAGUGCCUCCCACUUGAUUGCCUCAGUCAGAUUUCUUUGUUUAUAAACCUUAAGAAUUACAAUUGAAGUGCACAGGAAUUUGAUGGACAUUGGGAAUUACUAUAUUGGAAAAGUAUUUAAACUUAGGAGAUCAUGACUAGAAGAUGAGCAUGUAUUUAAAUGUUGGUAAAAAUUAGACAUUCCUUAUGAUAUAAUAUGAGGACUCAAAAAUGCCUGAAAAAUUAAUGUAAUUUAAAAUGUACUCCAAGAUCUUGUGACUUGGAAGAUUUUCAUAGCAUGAGGGUAAAACUUUGAAUGGCUUAUUGUACCAAAACCAGUCACCUGAUUCCUGUGUUGUCAGAUGUGAACUUUACUCAAGUUUGACUGAUUUUUAUAAGAAAUCAUCCAAACCCAGUAUUUAUGUUCCUUGAUUGCAGGAUGGAAAAUUCAGAGACCAAUCCUCCAUCGAGGCCCCUAGCAGUGCCGGACAGAGCCAUGUUGCGACCCUCCGCCCCGCUCGGUCAGAUGUCAGAGUCACCCAGGGCCUCUAAGCACAGGGAGCACUCGUCCAAGUCACCAAGGAAACGACGGGAUGGGAAGAGGUCGCAGCGACGGGGGGGCGAUCAUGAACAGCUGCUGUGGGAGAUUGAGCGCCGGAGGUUGCCAGGCCAACACGAGCACUUGGAGCCCUGCAGUUCAGCAAGCGACACAGCGGAAAGUUCUCCUAAGAGAAGAGCCCACUUUCUACAUGGACCGUAUCCAGCCACUCACUUCGGACCCAAAGCCUGCAUUCUUCCCAACCCAACUUCAGUCAUGCACAUCCAAGACCCAGCCAGCCAGAGGCUCACCUGGAACAAACCUCCAGUGAAUGUGCUCGUCAUCAGGAAAAUCAGAGAUGAGAGCCUGGCUGAACCUUUCAAAGAGCUCUGCAGGUUUCUAGUAGAGGAGAAGCAGAUGAUGGUGUACGUGGAGCGCAGGGUCGCAGAUGACGCCACGCUGUCGAAGGACGAGGCGUUCGGCUCAAUCCGUAAUCAGCUCUGCACCUUCAGAGAGGGUUAUGAUGAUAUAUCCGACUGCAUCGAUCUCAUCAUUUGUCUGGGUGGCGACGGGACUUUGCUUUACGCCUCUUCGCUCUUCCAGGGAAGUGUCCCUCCAGUCAUGGCAUUCCACCUUGGCUCUCUGGGCUUUCUGACACCGUUCAAGUUUGAGUCAUACAAGACUGAAGUAGCCAAAGUGUUUGAAGGCAACGCAGCAAUCACUCUGCGCAGUCGUCUGAAGGUGAAGGUGGUGAAGGACAUGCUUCAGAGAACAGGAGAGCAGCCGUACAGCGGAGGGCCACAACAACAGCCGGAGCACAAUGGACUCCUUCCUCAUGGACACACCAACACUGAUGCUGGCAGGGUCACCCUGCAGCUACAGGUGUUGAAUGAGGUGGUGGUGGAUCGAGGACCCUCCUCCUACCUGUCCAACGUGGACUUGUACCUUGAUGGACGACUCAUCACCUCAGUGCAGGGAGACGGUUUGAUCGUGUCCACACCUACAGGCAGCACGGCGUACGCGGCUGCAGCAGGAGCUUCUAUGAUCCAUCCCAAUGUCCCCGCCAUCAUGGUCACUCCCAUUUGCCCCCACUCGCUCUCUUUCAGGCCCAUCGUGGUUCCUGCUGGGGUGGAGCUCAUGAUCACGUUGUCCCCUGAUGCCAGGAACACUGCCUGGGUGUCGUUUGAUGGCAGGAAGAGGCAGGAGAUCCAGCACGGAGACUGUAUUAAGAUCACGACCUCCUGUUAUCCGGUGCCAUCGAUCUGUUGUCACGACCUGGUGUAUGACUGGUUUGAAAGUCUGGCUCAGUGUUUGCACUGGAACGUACGCAAGAGGCAGGCCCGACUCGCAGACACCUCUGACUCGUCAGACACAGAAAACUGACUGGUAUUGUUGGGGUUCAAAGACAUUCACCUGAAGCUCUCUGCAGCAGCCCGGAGAGAACGAAGGGAUCAGGUUUGUUCAGAGACGAACUGAGGAAUCGUCUGCAACCAAAUCAGCGUCAAAUCAGCGGUGCACAGUGAUCAUUUGCACCCCAAGUCAUCAACGCAUUACAGUCCAGUGAAUACACACUGUAGUUUAUGUGUAUCUUCCAGAAAGAAAGCAUGUUUCAUCUUACCCGGGAAUGGAAAAAAAAAAAUCUUAACAAUUGCAUGAUGAUGACCACCCGAAGCUCCUCAUGAGUACUAAACAAUCAUCAAUGAUAAGUGUAAGAGUGCUAGAUGUUAGCGACAUAAACGUAGAGAUACACUGAAAGCUGAAAUGAAGCAAACAUACUCUUUGUACUCAACCUUUAAAUGUACAUUUGUAAAUACAAGAAUCUAGGAUUAAUUUAUUUAACGUCAUAUUUAUGUAAUAUCUGAAUAUUUUCAGGACAGGAGUUUGAAGCAAGUUUAAGAAAACAGUCGACUUAAAAUGAAAUUUCUAUCACGGAGUAAACCAAAGACGACUGUAUGUGAUUGUUUUCUACUUUAUGAACGUCUUGUGGAGUUCACGGCCUACUUUCUGUUCUCACCGUAAAACACUUCAUGUUUCAGCUGCCUUACAAACUUCUCAGCCUGAGUUAUAAUGCAAGUCAGAUUUCUGUGUCGCCGUCGUUAUCAACAGAUUGUGAAAUGAUUAAAAGAUGUAGCAGGAGCCAAACUUAAAAAUAAAGAAAAAACAAAUUU
Molecule: messenger RNA, 3763 nt
Organism: Maylandia zebra (zebra mbuna)
Lineage: Eukaryota; Metazoa; Chordata; Actinopteri; Cichliformes; Cichlidae
Source: RefSeq, a predicted model, not a curated record